This is a messenger RNA of Brassica napus (rape), 3266 nucleotides long. RefSeq lists its product as uncharacterized. The coding region runs from base 2013 to 3149 and encodes 378 amino acids. Lineage: Eukaryota; Viridiplantae; Streptophyta; Magnoliopsida; Brassicales; Brassicaceae. Gene Ontology annotation, biological process: proteolysis. The record is from RefSeq and is a predicted model, not a curated record. The transcript is spliced from 8 exons. Gene Ontology annotation, molecular function: cysteine-type peptidase activity.
CCUAAUUUGACACAUGAGGUAUGUAACCAAUAAAUAUUGUUGAGUUUUGAAGUAAUAUUUGGAAACUUUUGUACAUAUUCUUGAAUGCAUUCUUGAUUUUUGCAGGAGACAAUGAAUGAAUCAGAUGAUGACACUCCUGCCCUUGAUACUCAAGUAUUCUCUCCUAAUCUGACAAAAGAGGUAUAUGCUCAAUGAUAUUGUUUUCACAGUUGGAGUUUACAAAUUAGUUUUGGGUGAUUUUUUUUACAUAUAAAGGCUUUUCUGAUUUUUGACAGAAAGAAACAAGUGAGUCACCUGCUGAGAGGCCAUCCAAUCCUAAUCAAGAUGGAAAACCAGAUGAUGAGGUAAUAUUUAUUCUAGAAAUUAUAGUUGAAUGUAUUCAUGAUGGCCUUUCCUGAUAUUUUUUUGCAGAUUGUGAGAGAGAAAUUAACAAGGGAGUCACCUGCUGCUCAGAGUCAAGUUUCGCAGAAAGAAACAGUGGAAAUGAAUGAGACACCUUCUUCUCCAAUAGCUCCAAAGAGUAUUGAAACUCCCGUUUAUACUCCAAGUCAGACUCAGCAGGUACAUGAUUGAGAGAGAGCCAUCGGAUGACACGCCUGCCCUUGAUAGUCAAAUUUUCACUCCUAAUCUGACAAAAGAGGUAUAUGCUCAAUGACAGUUGGAGUUUACAAUUAGUUUUGGGUGAUUUACAUAUAUAGACCUUUCUAAUUUUUGGCAGAGGGAAACACAAACCUCUACUGAUGAGACGCCACCCAAAACUAAUCAAGAAGAAGGAAAAACAAAUGAUGAGGUAAUAUUUACUCUAGAAAUUAUAAUUGAAUGUAUUCAUGAUGGUCUUUCCUGAUAUUUUUUGCAGAUUGUGAUUGAGUCACCUGCUGCUCAGACUCAAGUUUCGCAAAAAGAAACACUGGAAAUGAAUGAGACACCCUCUUCUCCAAUAUCUCCAAAGAGUAUUGAGGCUCAAGUUUUUACUCCAAUUCAGAAACAGCAGGUAAAUGCUCAAAAAAUCUUGGUGAUUUCAAGUAAUGUUUGGAAGCUUUUGUACGUGUUUUUGAUCCCCUUCCUGACUUUUUUUGUUUUUUUUUGCAGACGGUAACAGAGGGAACGUAUGAGGCUACACAACCAUUGACUGAGAUCAUUUCAGCAAACAAUAAAAAGGUAAGCAUAGAAAUGUCUUUCAUAAGUACAACUUGAAUUUUAAAUUGUAGAAACUUCUUCAUAACUACCUCUUUUAUUUUAUUGUUAUUACAGGAGGAUACACAUGCUGUGCAUCACACACCUUCCUCUCCAUUGUCUUCACUAAUUGCACUAGUUAUUGAAGAAAAUAAGAAUGCUUUGGUAAGAAGAAAUAUUUAAAAUGUUUAUGUAAUAUUUUUCUAUUCAACUAACUCUUACCAUUUACUUUUGUCUUAUAGAGUGAGACAGAAACUGCGACCCAAUAUUUUUCUCCAAGUGAGGGAGAGGAGACACAAUCAAGCAGAAAGAAUCAAGCAGAAGAAAAUCUCAAGGAUACUACAAAACAUACAACUGAGCUAGUUUCCACAGAUGUUUCGAAGACACAGCCUCUUACACAGCCUCUUACUCAGCAAACACAUCACCUUCAGACAAGUGAGGGAGAGCAAUUCGAUGAGACACCAUCAGAGCAGAAUCAAGCAGAAGAAAAUCUCAAGGAUACUACAGAACCUACUACUGAGCUAGUUUCCACAGAGCCUACUACUGAACCUACUACUGAGCAUGUUUCGAAGAUACCGCCUAUUACUCAGAAAACAGAGCAUCUUCAGACAAGUGCUAUAGAUUUUUCAGAAACAAACGAGGUUGAAGAAAGGUUGUUGAUCUUAAACUGUGUGAAGGACUAGAGGAGCUGACAGUUGAGUACACGACACUCUUCGCAGACCAACAUAGACUUCAGAAACUUCAGGAUACUAUCACGGCUGACAAAAUACGUCCUGCAACACCAACUAGUGACCAAAAAUCCUUUGAGAUGAUGGAUAAGGUAGAAGUCUUUUACAACAAUGGCUGGAGCAGCGGACAAAUUAGCAUGGUACUUGGUGAUAACACAUACUCGGUGUGUCUAUACUUCUAUGGAAACUAUUCUAUUCAAACAUUCAGAUUUGCGAAUUCAUAGAGAAUGGAAAGAUGGAGUCUGGAAGAUGGCAGAUAAGGUGAAGCCUGAUAAGAAAAGGAAAGCUGCUGCCUCAUCACAAAAUUCAGGAAUGGAUAAUGUUUUCCUAAGAAGGAGCGAGAGGGUGCCUAAACGAUCUAGAGACACAAAAACUCCAUUCAAGUCUGAAAGAAAUCCGACUUUAACUGUAAUACAUGAGAUUAUACCUGCAGUUGAUCCGUUUUCAACUCCUGCGGAACAUAAGCUUUCAAGGCUUCAAAAUUGGAUGACAUUAAAGCCCGGCAUGCAUGAAACGUCCCUAUCAAUCAAUGAUAAUAAGAUAAGGAAAUCUUUCUUUCAAAGCAUGGAAAAUGCAAAAAAGGACCUUAAGAAAGAGCACAUUGAUGGAGCCUUUGCAAUGCUAAAUUGCAGAAGAAAUGAGAAUGCUGCUUGGUUCCACAACUACAAGAUUCCAAAGGCGUGCUUCCUACCUAUGGAGUUCUUGCAUUGCUUGCUCUCUCAUGAUUUGGCUUACAAGAAAGAAAAGGUCAAAGGUAAAAAGAUUUUCAACGAUUUAUUUAAAGAUAUUGUAAGAGGGAAGGUAUAUCCAGAGAAGACAUGGGGAGAAGAUGUUGAUGUUGUGUAUGGGAUUACUCUUGGAAAAAAAAGCAAUGUCUGGAUUGGGAUGGAAAUUCAUUUGAAGAAGAAAAGAAUCACAGUAUAUGAUUGUUUUCAAAAGGAAAGCAACAGCAUUGAUAUUCCUCAAGUGAAAAAGUUGGCAGUGUUGAUUUCUGAUCUGCUGGUGGAAUCUUCUGGUGAUGAGGUAGAUAAAGUGAAGAUGAUUCCAUUUGAGGUUGAGCAGGCACAAGGUUUACCCAAGACAAAACAUCCUUUCAACUGUGGGAUAUUUCUUGUCAAGAUUCUGGAGUGCCAGUCAUUGAAGAUAGGAGACAUGACAAAGAUUAAUGAUGACAAUGCAUUGGAGCUAAGGAGAACCUUGUCUUGUGAGAUCUUCAACCAAUUUGUGGAUGAGAGCUUUGGGAAAUGAGAAUGAUGCAUCAAAACAUUUUUUGUUUUAGUUAAGACUCGGUUUUAGUUAUGACUGUUUAUUUUGUUAUGUUGUUGGCGUCUGGUUACAUAAGAAAGAUUGGAAGGAUAUCAAGUA